CACCGUGCAAAUCAAGCAUAGGCUUUGUUAUUUCACGCGCCCUCUCCAUUUGGAGUUCUUCUUCCUCACUGCAAGGGCGCCGGAGAUUUUUCGCUCUUCGUCUUCUCCGAUUCAACACCAUGGGCGCCAAUUCCAUGCUCUCCGACUCUUCUCACGAUCUCGACGACCAGAUCUCACAGCUCAUGCAGUGCAAGCCACUCUCCGAGCAACAGGUUAGAGUUUUAUGUGAGAAGGCUAGAGAAAUUUUAAUGGAUGAAAGUAACGUCCAGCCUGUUAAAAGCCCUGUGACAAUCUGUGGUGAUAUUCAUGGGCAGUUCCAUGAUCUUGCGGAAUUGUUUCGAAUUGGAGGGAAGUGUCCAGAUACAAACUACUUGUUUAUGGGUGAUUAUGUGGACAGGGGUUAUUAUUCAGUUGAAACCGUAACGCUCCUUGUGGCACUGAAAGUGCGGUAUCCUCAGCGAAUUACUAUUCUUAGAGGAAACCAUGAAAGCCGUCAGAUUACUCAAGUAUAUGGAUUUUAUGAUGAAUGUCUUAGAAAGUAUGGUAAUGCUAAUGUUUGGAAGAUCUUUACAGACCUUUUUGAUUUUUUUCCAUUGACUGCAUUGGUUGAAUCUGAAAUAUUCUGCUUGCAUGGAGGACUGUCACCUUCAAUUGAGACCCUUGAUAACAUAAGGAACUUUGAUCGUGUUCAAGAGGUUCCUCAUGAAGGGCCCAUGUGUGAUCUAUUGUGGUCUGACCCAGAUGACAGAUGUGGCUGGGGAAUUUCUCCCCGUGGUGCUGGAUAUACUUUUGGCCAGGAUAUAUCUGAACAAUUCAAUCACACUAACAGCCUCAAGUUGAUUGCCAGAGCUCAUCAACUGGUUAUGGAUGGUUUUAACUGGGCUCAUGAACAAAAGGUCGUAACCAUUUUUAGUGCACCUAACUACUGUUACCGAUGUGGGAACAUGGCUUCCAUAUUGGAGGUUGAUGAUUGCAAAGGCCACACAUUUAUCCAGUUUGAACCUGCUCCCAGGAGAGGAGAACCUGAUGUCACCCGUAGAACACCCGAUUAUUUCUUAUAAUGUAGCUGCUGUGUCAUACCAGUAUAUCGUGGUUAUCUCUACUGCACUAAUUUCAGGUAGUUGUGCAUCCUCAUCGUGAAAUUGCUGUAAGAAUUUAAAUCCAUGGAUAUAUGCUUCCCGUGCUUUUGGGGUUGUCCAAAGACUGCUUUGAUGUAUAAUAGGCAGGUAACAACAUUCCACUGAUCUGUUAAACUCGAGAACUUGCUGGACACCCUGUCUGAAGAAGUCGCCAAGAUGAUGACUGUCAGAAUACGUAUUGUUCCAGCUAAAUGUGGAUAUUUUUUGUUUGUUUUUCCUGUCUUUAUUUUUCUCUCAUGUUCAAAACCUCCCUUAAGGCUUUAGAAGCUGUGACUGGAUUUUUGUCUCGUGGAUGUUUUUGCUAUGUUCUAUCUUUUUUCAUUUAAAGUUGCAUGAUAAUAGUGAUUCAGUUUUGUUCUUACGAAUUAUGUUCUCCGACUUUAUCAUUAG
Abrus precatorius (Indian licorice) is the source of this 1529-nucleotide messenger RNA. RefSeq names its product serine/threonine-protein phosphatase PP2A catalytic subunit. Gene Ontology annotation, biological process: peptidyl-serine dephosphorylation; mitotic cell cycle. The transcript is spliced from 11 exons. The coding region runs from base 120 to 1061 and encodes 313 amino acids. Gene Ontology annotation, cellular component: cytosol. Lineage: Eukaryota; Viridiplantae; Streptophyta; Magnoliopsida; Fabales; Fabaceae. The record is from RefSeq and is a predicted model, not a curated record. Gene Ontology annotation, molecular function: protein serine/threonine phosphatase activity.